This is a messenger RNA of Nymphaea colorata (pocket water lily), 1390 nucleotides long. RefSeq lists its product as uncharacterized. Bases 79 to 1086 code for a protein of 335 amino acids. The transcript has 2 exons. The record is from RefSeq and is a predicted model, not a curated record. Gene Ontology annotation, cellular component: endoplasmic reticulum. NCBI's taxonomy places the organism in Eukaryota, Viridiplantae, Streptophyta, Magnoliopsida, Nymphaeales, Nymphaeaceae.
UGUAUUUAAAAGGGGGAGAGGGACACGGUUCCACUGUGAGCUUCUCUCUCUCUCUCUUUCUUGUUUCUCUCUCUAGAGAUGGCUCUCGCCAUGCCGUCUGGAUCGUUCAUGGCUCUGCUUCUGCUGCUCACCGCGGUCCCUAUGGCGUUCAUAGUCUCCCUGGAGCGAUCGGCGUCGUCCGGACCUCAUAUCGGUUACCACAGCAAGUGGUGGUUCCGGGAGUCCGUGGAAUGGGACGAUCGAGGCGGGAGGUUCAUCGUGUCCUGCUUUGAGGGAGGGCUCGGCCAGAUCGUGGUGCCGGACGGCGAGUUCUCCGGCGCGUUGGAGGAGGAGACGGCCGUCGCCGCUCUCAAGGAGCUUCCGGGGAUCUCCUUCCUCGGCAUCCGCGUGGACCGCCGGCGGAACCGGCUGCUCGUGGUACUUGCGGACGUCCUCCGCGGCCGAUUCGGCGGGGUCGCGGCCUACGAUCUCGACUCCUGGCAGCAACUCUUCCUCACGCAGCUCAGCGGACCAGAUGUGAAGACGCUUGCCGACGAUGUCGCCGUCGAUGACGAUGGAAACGCUUAUGUCACUGAUGCCAAAGACUCCAAAAUAUGGAAGGUUGGUGUCAAUGGUGAACUGCUCUCAACCAUACAGAAUGAUCUGUUCACUGAAAGAAAGGAGUGGUAUCUUAACUUCGUAGGGCUCAAUGGCAUUGUUUACCACCCGAGUGGGUUCCUGCUAGUUAUUCAUACUUCCACUGGCAGUCUAUUCAAGGUUGAUGUAGACAAGGAGCUGGUUAGUAAGGUUGAAAUUGUUCAAGGCUCAUUGAUGCUUGGGGACGGCAUGGCGCUCCUGUCUGCGACCCAACUGGUAGUUGCAGGAACACCAUCAAGCAGGCUGGUUGAGAGCUUAGAUGGCUGGAAAACGGCGAAGGUGAUCGGAAGGUACAUAGGUCCGAUGCACCGGAUUGCUUCUGCCGCGACGGUAAAAGACGGUAAGACUUAUGUGAAUCACAUCGUUGGGCUGGGGCUUGGGAAGAGUAGGCAUCUCAUCACAGAGGCAGUCUUUUUGCCUGUCAAUGCUUCGUCUGGUUGGUUAUGGUAAAGAGUAGGCAUCUCUGUUGUAUGAAAAAUGCUUUUCCAAUGUGUUCAGAAUUAUUGGCAUCUUUAUGAACAUCAGCUUUGAAGGGCUACCAUGCAGAUGCCUCCUCCCGUCCUCUCUUAAUCAAUGGUCAUUUAUGUCAGCGCUUUAAUCCUAGAGAGCAGAUCAGGUCACUUGUGAAAGGGAUGGCAGCAGCUAAUUCCUAGAUUAGCAGCUGCCACUUAUGAAAUUGGGUUCUUCUGUAAAAUAGAAUAGGGUAAAUGAUUUCACCUUCUUUCUCUAGUGCCCUAUACGCAGGGCUUUUUUA